AUGAAGGCACGGCUGCAAGGCGCGACAAAGGGGCACGCUCUGCUGAAGAAGAAAGCGGAUGCCCUGAAUAUGCGGUUCCGACAAAUCCUCAAGAAAAUUGUCCAAGCCAAGGAGCAGAUGGGGGACCUGAUGAAGGCAUCAUUUUUUUCCCUGGCUCAAGCCAGAUACGCAACUGGCGACUUCCGCCACACCGUGCUAGAUGGCGUGGAUCAGGCGUCCAUUCGAGUGCGCGCAACGCAAGACAAUGUGGCGGGAGUGAAGUUGCCCAAGUUCGAGUCUUUCAAGGAGGGGGCAGACACCAAGCUUGCUCUGAUCGGACUUGGGAACGGCGGAAAGCAGAUUCAGGACUGCCGGAAGUCAUUUUUAUCUGCGGUGGAGCUUCUCGUCGAGCUGGCAAGUUUGCAAACUGCCUUCUUGACCCUGGACGAGGCCAUCAAGACCACCAACCGCCGUGUGAAUGCGCUCGAGCAUGUUGUGAAGCCAAAGCUGGAAAACACCAUCGCAUACAUCAAGGGUGAACUGGACGAGCUGGAACGCGAGGAGUUCUUCAGAUUGAAGAAGGUGCAGGGCAACAAGAAGAAGAAUGCGGAUCUGGCUGCUGCCAGGGAGCUGGAGGAGGCCAAAGAGACAACACACAUGCACGACAAAAUAGCCACCGUCCUGGAAGUUGAGGACGACGAUGUGAUUUUCUAG
Messenger RNA from Auxenochlorella protothecoides, 693 nucleotides. Its product is annotated as V-type proton ATPase subunit D. The transcript has 5 exons. The record is from RefSeq and is a predicted model, not a curated record. Gene Ontology annotation, molecular function: proton-transporting ATPase activity, rotational mechanism. The coding region runs from base 1 to 693 and encodes 230 amino acids. Lineage: Eukaryota; Viridiplantae; Chlorophyta; Trebouxiophyceae; Chlorellales; Chlorellaceae. Gene Ontology annotation, cellular component: vacuolar membrane; proton-transporting V-type ATPase complex.